Messenger RNA from Kwoniella shivajii, 1680 nucleotides. RefSeq lists its product as uncharacterized. The coding region runs from base 1 to 1680 and encodes 559 amino acids. The transcript is spliced from 10 exons. Gene Ontology annotation, molecular function: carbohydrate:proton symporter activity. The record is from RefSeq and is a predicted model, not a curated record. Gene Ontology annotation, cellular component: membrane. NCBI's taxonomy places the organism in Eukaryota, Fungi, Basidiomycota, Tremellomycetes, Tremellales, Cryptococcaceae. Gene Ontology annotation, biological process: carbohydrate transport; transmembrane transport.
AUGUCGCAACCCCUUAACGAGGAGCACAACGAUGACAUUCUGGCCCAUGGAGACGACAAGCACAUUUCGGCUGCUGGUCACGGUGUGACCGAGAUUGAGGACCUGACUCUCAAAGCCGAUCAGGUCCACGAGAUGACUGCUGAAGAUCGGGCGGCUGCGUUAAAGCUUGCACUUGACGCAGACCCUGGUAUUCCUGUCCAGUCUUGGAGAAUGGUGCACUUCGUUGCCAUGAUGAUGGUCAUUUGCAUGUGUGGUGGUGAUGCUGGUUUCGAUGGAACCGUAAUGGGAGCCGUCAACUCCAUGAAGCAAUGGCAAAAUUACUUCGGUCUUUCAAGUGCUAGUGGUAGUACGGGUAUCGUAUUCGGAAUGUAUAGUGUUGGGCAAACUCUUGCCUUUUUUCCAGCUUCAUACCUUCCCGACAAAUUCGGCCGACGGGUCAGUAUGAUGACUGGCAACAUCAUUCUGGUCGCUGGGGCAAUCUUGACCUCACAGGCGACCAAUUUCCAGAUGUUCAUUUGGGGCAGAAUGUUCACUGAUUUAGGCUGUACCUUGGCCGCUUCUUCGGCCAAAUCGUAUAUGUCCGAGAUCACGCCUCCUCAAACUAGAGGACGGUGGAUGGGUUUAUUAAAUUCGUUCUACUAUGUUGGACAGCUUCUAGCGUCAGGUAUCUCCAUUCCGCUUGGCCGUAAAAUGAGCAAUUGGUCCUGGAGGGGUCCUCUACUCAUUCAGGCUGCUCCAGCACUGAUUAAUUUGAUCUUUGUCCUUACUCUCCCGGAAUCACCGAGAUGGCUUUUCACCCAUGGCAAAGAGGAACAAGCGAGACUUGUUUUAGCCAAAUUUCACUCCCGACACUACGACAUCAAUUCUCCAAUCGUCCUCCUCCAGUUGGGGGAAUUUGAAGAAAAUUUAUCUCAGGGCGGUGCGGACAAGAGGUGGUGGGAUUUCCGACAUUUAUUCCGCACGAGGGCGAGCAGAUAUCGAUUUGGAAUGUGUGCCAUCAUCGCCAUUUGGGGGACGCUCUCAGGAAACAGUCUUAUUACGUACUUCUUGCCCGUUCUUCUCUUGCAAGCAGGAAUCACCAGUCCGGAUCGACAAAGAGUGUUGAAUUUUGCAAACUCCCUGACAUCUUUCGCCGGUGCUCUGACUGGAACUGUACUCACAGACUUCAUUGGUAGACGUGCACUUCUUCUCAUCGGUAGUACAUCUUGUAUGAUCGGUAUGGCCCUCGCUGCUGGGCUUUUAUCACCCGCGGGAGAACAAAGUGAUAUUCGAGCAACCGCCGGUAUUGCCUUUAUCUUCCUCUUCAUGGUGUUUUAUUCUUUGGGUUAUACUCCUCUUCAAGGUCUCUACCCUGCCGAAGUUUUGUCGUAUGAAAAUCGAGCGAAAGGUAUCGCUCUCCAGACUUGGCUGGGAGCUGCUUGCGGUCUGAUCAAUACAUUUGCCUUGCCUUCUGCACUUCAGCAUCUCAAGUGGAAAACCUACAUAAUCUUCUGUGGAUGGGACGUGGUAGGACUGGUCGUAAUCUACCUCUUCGCGGUAGAAACCAAACGUCUUACUUUGGAAGAUCUCGAUCACAUCUUUGAAAGUAAAAACCCCAAGAAGGCCAGUUUCGCCCUGGCUAAGGCUGCGAAGGAGCGCGCUAAGAAGGAAAAAGAAGCUCAAAGGUUAAGUGAGCUCUGA